This is a messenger RNA of Artibeus jamaicensis (Jamaican fruit-eating bat), 7234 nucleotides long. It is a transcript of the gene DPP8, whose product is annotated as dipeptidyl peptidase 8. The record is from RefSeq and is a predicted model, not a curated record. Gene Ontology annotation, biological process: proteolysis. Lineage: Eukaryota; Metazoa; Chordata; Mammalia; Chiroptera; Phyllostomidae. Gene Ontology annotation, molecular function: dipeptidyl-peptidase activity; serine-type peptidase activity. Bases 547 to 3243 code for a protein of 898 amino acids. The transcript is spliced from 21 exons.
UAUCCGCCCCCUCUCCUUCCUCUUUGCCCGCGAGGCCUGGGCCCCAGCCCACCAGGGCCCUCCCCGCUCCACCGAGGGGAUGCCCCGCGUUCUCCGGGCUGGCCCGCCCUGCGGUUUACCGGCGCCCUGCUCUGCGCGGGCGGGAGACCGUGGCGGGGCCCCCCUUGCCGGAAGAGGAAGCUGAGGCUCUGAAAUUCCGAGUCAGCCAACGUUCACUGGGCACCCCCUGAGCGCUGGGUGCUGGCCUUCGAACUUCCACGUUCGUUAUCUUAUUUGAGCCUCACUGGGGUUGGGAGCAGGGUACUGGCCGGGUUUACAGAUGAGGAAACGGAACGGAAGCCCACGGAGCCGAAGGGACUUGGCUAAAGCCCGACCGUGAUAGAUCGGAUUUGGACCGAGACGUUCUGGUUUCCCAGCCGGGCUUUUCUCGAUACUGCCUCACUCUAGGUUUGGAUGGUAACAAAAGGAGGACUCCUGUGAGAAGAGAGCAGGAUGAGUGGAGGGAUCUGUGCUUGAAGUUGAGUCACUUGAAAAAGAUCUCUUUGAAUGUGGAAGAGAUCUGAGCAGAUGAAAAUACAAUCAGGAAAAUGCAACAUGGCAGCAGCUAUGGAAACAGAACAGCUGGGUGUUGAGAUCUUUGAAACUGCAGAGUGUGAGGAGAAUAUUGAAUCAGGGGAUCGGCCCAAAUUGGAGCCAUUUUAUGUUGAGCGAUAUUCCUGGAGUCAGCUUAAAAAGCUGCUUGCCGAUACCAGAAAAUACCAUGGCUACAUGAUGGCUAAGGCACCACAUGAUUUUAUGUUUGUGAAGAGGAGUGAUCCAGAUGGGCCUCAUUCAGACAGGAUCUAUUACCUUGCUAUGUCUGGUGAGAACAGAGAAAAUACACUGUUUUAUUCUGAAAUUCCCAAAACCAUCAACAAAGCAGCAGUCUUAAUGCUUUCUUGGAAGCCUCUAUUGGAUCUUUUUCAGGCAACACUGGAUUACGGAAUGUAUUCUCGAGAAGAAGAACUGUUAAGAGAAAGAAAACGCAUUGGAACAGUUGGAAUUGCUUCUUAUGAUUAUCACGAAGGAAGUGGAACAUUCCUCUUUCAGGCUGGCAGUGGAAUAUAUCAUGUAAAAGAUGGAGGGCCACAGGGGUUCACUCAACAACCCUUACAGCCCAAUUUGGUGGAGACUAGUUGUCCCAACAUUAGGAUGGAUCCAAAAUUAUGCCCAGCUGAUCCGGACUGGAUUGCUUUUAUACAUAGCAAUGACAUUUGGAUCUCCAACAUUGUAACCAGAGAAGAAAGAAGGCUCACCUAUGUGCACAAUGAGCUAGCCAACAUGGAAGAGGAUCCCAGAUCAGCUGGAGUUGCUACCUUUGUUCUUCAAGAAGAAUUUGAUAGAUACUCUGGCUAUUGGUGGUCUCCAGAAGCUGAAACAACUCCCAGUGGCAACAAACUUCUUAGAAUUUUGUAUGAAGAAAACGAUGAGUCUGAGGUGGAAGUUAUUCAUGUUACAUCCCCUAUGUUGGAAACAAGAAGGGCAGACUCAUUUCGUUAUCCUAAAACAGGCACAGCAAAUCCAAAAGUCACUUUUAAGAUGUCAGAAAUAAUGAUCGAUUCUGAAGGAAGGAUUAUAGAUGUCAUAGAUAAGGAACUAAUUCAGCCUUUUGAGAUUCUCUUCGAAGGUGUUGAAUAUAUUGCCAGAGCUGGCUGGACUCCAGAGGGAAAAUAUGCUUGGUCCAUCCUGCUAGAUCGCUCCCAAACUCGCCUACAGAUAGUGUUGAUCUCACCCGAAUUAUUUAUCCCAGUAGAAGAUGAUGCCAUGGAAAGACAGAGGCUCAUCGAGUCAGUGCCUGACUCUGUGACACCACUGAUCAUCUAUGAAGAAACAACAGACAUUUGGAUAAAUAUCCAUGAUAUCUUUCAUGUUUUUCCCCAAAGUCAUGAAGAUGAGAUUGAAUUUAUUUUUGCCUCUGAAUGCAAAACAGGUUUCCGUCAUUUAUAUAAAAUUACAUCCAUUUUAAAGGAGAGCAAAUAUAAACGAUCCAGUGGUGGACUGCCUGCCCCAAGUGAUUUCAAGUGUCCUAUAAAAGAAGAAAUAGCAGUUACCAGCGGUGAAUGGGAAGUUCUUGGCCGGCAUGGAUCUAAUAUCCAGGUUGAUGAAGUCAGAAAACUGGUAUAUUUUGAAGGCACCAAAGAUUCUCCUUUAGAACAUCACCUAUAUGUGGUCAGUUAUGUAAAUCCUGGAGAAGUGACAAGGCUAACCGACCGUGGCUAUUCCCACUCUUGCUGCAUCAGCCAGCAUUGUGACUUCUUUAUAAGUAAGUAUAGUAACCAGAAGAAUCCACACUCUGUGACCCUUUAUAAGCUAUCAAGUCCUGAAGAUGACCCAACUUGCAAAACAAAGGAAUUUUGGGCCACCAUUUUGGACUCAGCAGGUCCUCUUCCUGACUAUACCCCUCCAGAAAUUUUCUCCUUUGAAAGUACUACUGGAUUUACAUUGUAUGGGAUGCUUUACAAACCUCAUGAUCUACAACCUGGAAAGAAAUACCCCACUGUGCUGUUCAUAUAUGGUGGUCCCCAGGUGCAGCUGGUGAAUAAUCGGUUCAAAGGAGUCAAGUAUUUCCGUUUGAACACUCUAGCCUCUCUGGGUUAUGUGGUUGUAGUGAUAGACAACAGGGGAUCCUGUCACCGAGGGCUUAAAUUUGAAGGCGCCUUUAAAUAUAAAAUGGGGCAGAUAGAAAUCGACGACCAGGUGGAAGGGCUCCAGUAUCUAGCCUCCCGGUACGACUUCAUCGACUUAGAUCGAGUGGGCAUCCAUGGCUGGUCCUAUGGCGGAUACCUCUCCCUGAUGGCUUUAAUCCAGCGAUCGGAUGUCUUCAGGGUUGCUAUUGCCGGGGCCCCAGUCACCCUGUGGAUCUUCUAUGACACAGGCUACACGGAGCGUUACAUGGGCCACCCUGACCAGAACGAACAGGGCUAUUACUUAGGAUCUGUGGCCAUGCAAGCAGAAAAGUUCCCCUCAGAACCAAAUCGCUUACUGCUCUUACACGGAUUCUUAGAUGAGAAUGUCCACUUUGCACACACCAGUAUAUUACUGAGUUUUUUAGUGAGGGCUGGAAAGCCAUAUGAUUUACAGAUCUAUCCUCAGGAGAGACACAGCAUAAGAGUUCCUGAAUCUGGAGAACAUUAUGAACUGCAUCUUUUGCACUACCUUCAAGAAAACCUUGGAUCACGCAUUGCUGCUCUGAAAGUGAUAUAGUUCUGACCUGUGUAGGACUCUGGUGUGCACUGGCUGUUUGACCAAAUGAGGAGGUUUAAUCCGUGGAGAGCAUAGAACUGAUCAUCACAUUUCGAUACAUAACAUCUACUUCCGGGAGUGUAUUUGGUGCCAUGCAGACAUCAACAGCUUGUGGAUAGUAAUCUAAUACCUUAACCAUACACACAGGAAAUUGAAUGACACAUUUCUGAGGGAUCCAGCAAUACCUUGAGAAUUACUGACAGAAGACAUUAUCACUAUGUAUCCCUGUUACCUUAUUUUCACUUUUAAUAGCAUUAUAAACCUCAUGGACUUAAUUAGUGUAUUUUUACAGUAUACUUCUGAGUUUGUUAAAAUAUGAUGAUAUUAGUGAUUGGUUUGGUUCAAUUCCAGAAUCUCUGACUAGUUACAGAUUUGAUAGCACUUAAAUGUAAUUGAAUAGCUUAUGCUUCAUUGCUUGGGGUAUAUCCGGCAUGUUAUGGACUAAUCACUAUUAAACCCAUGACUUAACCAGUCAUUAAUGAUUUUUCAAGAAAAACGUAGUGGCCUCCUAAAGACACUUCCAUUGUUUCAUUCAGGCUCUGGCCGGUCUUUAGCCAGUUUUAACUGUAUCUAGGAUAAAUAGUUCUCUUCGAUGAUAUGACAGAGUGAGUUUUCCUUUCGCAUAAAGGCGAGUAACUAUAUGUAGCAUGGAUUUAACUAGUCUUAUAAUACUGAUAAUUACAGGCAGAAAAAUUUUAAUCAAACUAUUAGAGCUUGAAUAUUUAUAGGCAAUUUCUUUUCCUUUAGGAAAAGGGAAAAAGUACACAUUCACUUGUAUUCUUCAGAAAACAGCGGUGCCAGUUUCCACUGGGUAUUUUCUAAAUAAAAUGUUCCAGGGCUUCAGGGAGACGAGCGGGAAUCGCGGUGGGGCAGGGAGAUCCGGCUAUGGCGGGCGACAGGCAGCGGGAGGCGAGGGCCUGCCUGAGAACCAAGCAGAAGUAUAAUUUGACCACAAGUACUCAUGAAAAGUUUGGAAGGUAAGAUUUAAAUUCCCAAAAUGUUAGGAAACCAGAAUUUAAAAAUUACUCUCUUGCCAGCACAGUUACAGACUAAUGUUAUUCAGGAGAGGAAAAGUUCUUAAGAGUUACUUUCAUAAUUCUAAGUUUAAUUUUUUAUUUUCUUUUAGUUUUAGAAACAUUACAAAUUUAAACUGCCUUCAUCCUUUUUAAAUCAUUUGAACAUAAUUUCGGUAUUAUGAGCUUAAAGAGAUUUCCAGAACAACCUCUUUAGCAUAAACUGAUCCCAACCUCUCUCUUUCAGUGUUCAAAGCCCAUAUAAACAAGUUCCUGAAUGGCCGUGACAGUUCCUGGGUUAGCUCUAGCACUUGACUGCUGAGGGAGCUCAUAGGCUUUCAGGUGCUGAUUGGGGUCUGUCCCUUAGAGUCUUGGGUGCUGGGGUGGGUCACAUUGGAGCCACAGGCAGAGGAUGCACCUAUGAAUUUGACCCUUUUUAUCACAAGCCUCCGUGUUUGGAAAGUUGUUACCAGUACUUUUAAAAAACGCUCCAGGGAAAAUAGCUUUUCUUCUCUCUCUGACCACUACACAGAGUAGGUUUCUCCCAUAGAGGGCCCAGCCUCAGUUAGUUAAGAACGGCAACUGUGUGGCAGAGGUGGGCUUCCUCACUGAGGGCGGGAUGGCAGGUGACCUGGGGUUCUGUUCUCGGAAGGGGGGUGGGUUUUCCGUUUGUAGGUGUGUCCUGUGUAAUAGGCACCACACUUUCCCCUUUGGUCUGUGUGUGUAUUGAUGUUCUCGUUCAUGGUACUUUCCCGUGUCAAGAUUUGUUUCUAUUUUUUCAAUGUUAAGUUAAAUUGAUUUGGGUAACUUUUCUUCCCCACGUAUUUUCCCACAUGAUUUAAGCAUAUAUUUGACGAUGGAAAGCUGGAUUUUUUGUGGUCUGGUUGGCCCCAGGGAUCUCAUCCUUACCCUAAUCUGCCAGGUAGAAAUGGUUUGGACAGUGGCUGUUAGCUAUGCAUUUGAAGCCCUUCGCCCAUUCAGGCUGUUUCUUUAAAAUAGCAUCUCUUAUUUUACCAAACAAACCUUACAAAACCUCACGCACUCUGGAAUUCACAGGUUUUCCUUUUGCAUGUUGCCUUCUCCUUUCCUCCUGUCACGAGGAAUGCUUCUGUUACAAUUCUCGGUCACUUAAAUGCCGGUCUCUUUCUGAAGGGGAAAUACCUGACUGAAUUCACUUGCAGAAAGACAGCUCGACUGAAUUCAGUUUUUUCAAACUAAUGUGUAAGACAUCAUAAUCAAUUCAAGCAAUCAGUAGAAAUACCACUAAACCUGUAGGGCCCCUGUCUACAGCAACAAUUUAAAAGGCAAGAGUAUAUAAAAGUAGUGGCAGUUUGGGUGAGAGACAAAAGGCACGAGGUUAAACAUGAAACAGCGUUUUUGCAGCCUUGAUGAAUGGGCAUACUUGAUCAGUCACUGGCAGGUAGGGUCACUUAUCCGUUGUUCAGCCAGUGGGACUCAAAAUCUAAGAUUCAUCUGGGACACUUAACUAAGACAGAUACAGUCUUUAACCUCACUCUUAGAAAUUUGGAUGGAGACCAGGAAUCUGUAUUUCUAAGAAACUUUCCAGGUGGUUCUAAAAGCAAGGCAUUUGUGGGCUGCUUUAAGAAACUUUUCUAUAGACAGUGGAGUUGGAUUAAGAAAAUAAUAGGCAAGUUUUGCACUGGACUGAUUUAAAAGAACCUAAAACAAUAGUCAAGACAGCUGCUUAUCUGUGAUAACUGUCGGUCCCUUCUCACCCUAAAAGAAGCAGGGGUUGUUAACUGUGUAUCCCUUUUGUCUGGAGAGUCCUUUUGGAAUGAAGGUCUCUCCUCUCUGCCGUUCUUGGGUCAUUUCCAAAGCCUCAUACCAGAGGACGAAGUCACAGUGCAUGCAUUACUUUUUAAAAGAGUGAGAUACAGGUGAUGAGGCUUACUUUUUUUACUCCGUUUUGUUCCUUACGGAAGGUGUAUCCCACCUCUCUGUAACAUCGUUCUGUUUUAGGUGGGAUGAUUCCUAUAAGAUCUCUCCUUACUAUGGAAUCAUAUGUUUUUCAAACUGUUAUAUCUUUGAUAUAAUCUAAUACUCUUUGUUAGAAGAGGAACCUACAUCUAUAGAGAGGAGAAUAUAUACCCAUGGCCGGUGUUCAGUCGGUACUAGACUCCAUUCAGAUGUCCUGACUCAUGGUAGUUAAAUAUGUAGAAAAGGCAAAUUUUUAAAGAAAUAUUUAUUAAUAUAUUCCUAUGAAGCAUUUUAAAGAUAACAUAAAAUGGUUAAUUUUUCCAUUCUAAAGUAAAUGCUAAGCAUGCUUAUUAAUGAAGCAGUACUUCUCAUUAGUUUAUGACAUUCUGAAGUUCAUGAAAAUUGUACUGAAUGUGUCCUUGGUGUAGUGGAGGGAUUUGGGGACUGGGAUAUAGAGUGCUUGCUGAGGCCUGGGAGCCCGCCUUGGCGCAGCUCGAAGUAAGAAAAGAGGCAUGGCCCUGUCUAAACUAAGGUGUUAGUGUUCAUUCCCAGCAGACAUGAAGGAAUAAGGAGACUUCCCUGACGUCCACCUUCCCAACCCCUCCCAGCCUCGCCUGUCCAUCACGCAGCCUGAAGUGUGGAGACGUGUUAGUGCAAGGUGCUGGCUCCUCCUUAUUCUGUCCAGAGACAGCUUUGGGUAAUCAUUUCAGAAGUCCCUCACAGACAGGAAAAGUAGUGUUUGUAUGUUUGUUUUUAAAUAACCCAAGUACAAAUUUAUGUUGUAUUCAGCACAAUUGGAGUUCAGGUCUUUAAUUUUAGACAUAAAGUGCCUGCUGCUUUAAGCAUUGACUUGUAUAAAAAGAAUUGCAUGUCUCACACCAGUAAGUUUAUGAGUUUUCUCAUUUUCAGCUACAUAGCUUUUAAUCAUGUAAAGCAAAACAUUAGUUUUGUUGCAUUUUAUUACAGGUUCUUUGUUGCAAUAAAGAUGCUGCUAAAAUUAA